GCUCCCGUGCCCAGUCCUGCCGCGUCUUUCCCUCCCGCCCAGCGCGUCCCCCGGGCUCUGCGGGCUCCCCGGCCAUGGCCCCCCGACGCCAGGCCAGCCCAGGGGUCGCUGUCGCCUGCUGCUGGCUCCUCACCGUUGUUCUAGGCUUCUGCGUAUCAUUCAACGUUGAUGUGAAAAAUUCAAUGACUUUCAGUGGCCCCAUGGAGGACAUGUUUGGAUAUACUGUUCAACAAUAUGAAAAUGAAGAAGGAAAAUGGGUGCUUAUUGGUUCUCCUCUAGUUGGUCAACCCAAGAACAGAACUGGAGAUGUCUAUAAGUGUCCAGUUGGGAGAGGCAAACCAUUACCUUGCAUAAAGUUGGAUCUACCAGUUAAUACAUCAAUUCCCAAUGUCACGGAAAUAAAGGAGAACAUGACUUUUGGAUCAACUUUAGUCACCAACCCAAACGGAGGGUUUCUGGCAUGUGGCCCCUUAUAUGCCUAUAGAUGUGGACAUUUGCAUUACACAACUGGAAUCUGUUCUGAUGUCAGCCCCACAUUUCAAGUCGUGAACUCCAUUGCUCCUGUACGAGAAUGCAGCACCCAACUGGACAUAGUCAUAGUGCUGGAUGGCUCCAAUAGUAUUUACCCCUGGGAGAGUGUUACAGCUUUUUUAAAUGACCUUCUUGAAAGAAUGGAUAUUGGUCCUAAACAGACACAGGUUGGAAUUGUACAGUAUGGAGAAAAUGUAACCCAUGAGUUCAACCUCAAUAAGUAUUCAUCAACAGAAGAGGUACUUGUUGCAGCAAAUAAAAUAAUCCAGAGAGGUGGCCGCCAGACUAUGACAGCCCUUGGAAUAGACACAGCCAGGAAGGAGGCUUUCACUGAAGCCCGGGGUGCCCGAAGGGGAGUUAAAAAAGUCAUGGUAAUUGUGACUGAUGGGGAAUCCCAUGACAACCAUCGACUGAAUAAGGUCAUCCAAGACUGUGAGGAUGAAAACAUUCAGCGGUUUUCCAUAGCUAUUCUUGGGAGCUAUAACAGAGGAAAUUUAAGCACUGAAAAAUUUGUGGAAGAAAUAAAAUCAAUUGCAAGUGAACCCACUGAAAAGCAUUUCUUCAACGUCUCUGAUGAAUUGGCUCUAGUCACUAUUGUUGAAGCUCUGGGAGAAAGAAUAUUUGCCUUGGAAGCUACAGCUGACCAGUCAGCAGCUUCAUUUGAAAUGGAAAUGUCUCAGACUGGCUUCAGUGCUCAUUAUUCACAGGACUGGGUCAUGCUUGGAGCAGUAGGAGCCUAUGAUUGGAAUGGAACAGUCGUCAUGCAGAAGGCUAAUCAAAUCAUAAUCCCCCAAAACACGACCUUUAACGUUGAGUCUACCAAAAAGAAUGAACCUCUUGCUUCUUACUUAGGUUACACAGUGAAUUCCGCCACUGUUUCUGGAGAUGUGCUGUACAUUGCUGGACAGCCACGGUACAAUCAUACGGGCCAAGUUGUCAUCUACAGGAUGGAAGAUGGAGACAUCAAGAUUCUCCAGACACUCAGUGGAGAACAGAUUGGUUCCUACUUUGGCAGUGUUUUAACAACAAUUGACAUUGAUAAAGAUUCUAAUACCGACAUUCUUCUGGUUGGGGCUCCCAUGUACAUGGGAACAGAGAAAGAGGAACAAGGGAAAGUAUAUGUGUAUGCUCUGAAUCAGACAAUGUUUGAAUAUCAAAUGAGCCUGGAGCCCAUUAAACAGACUUGCUGCUCAUCUCUGAAGCACAAUUCAUGCACAAAAGAAAACAAAAAUGAGCCAUGCGGGGCUCGUUUUGGAACAGCUAUCGCUGCUGUGAGAGACCUCAAUCUUGAUGGAUUUGAUGACAUUGUGAUAGGAGCUCCCCUGGAAGAUGAUCAUGGGGGAGCCGUGUAUAUUUAUCAUGGGAGUGGCAAGACUAUAAGGAAAGAGUACGCACAACGUAUUCCAUCAGGUGGAGAUGGCAAGACACUAAAAUUUUUUGGCCAGUCUAUCCAUGGAGAAAUGGAUUUAAAUGGUGAUGGUCUGACUGAUGUGACUAUUGGGGGCCUUGGUGGUGCUGCCCUCUUCUGGUCCCGAGAUGUGGCUGUUGUUAAAGUGACCAUGAAUUUUGAACCCAAUAAAGUGAAUAUCCAAAAGAAAAACUGCCAUGUGGAAGGAAAGGAAACGGUAUGCAUAAAUGCCACAGUGUGUUUUGAUGUGAAAUUAAAGUCCAAAGAAGAGACAAUUUUUGUAGCUGAUAUGCAAUACCGUCUCACACUAGAUUCACUAAGACAGAUAUCACGAAGUUUUUUCUCUGGAACUCAAGAAAGAAGGAUUCAAAGAAACAUCACAGUUGAAGAAUCAGAAUGCACUAAGCUUUCCUUCUACAUGUUGGACAAGCAUGACUUUCGGGACUCUGUAAGGAUAACUUUGGAUUUUAAUCUUACCGAUCCAGAAAAUGGGCCUGUUCUUGAUGAUUCCCUACCAAGUUCAGUACAUGAAUAUAUUCCCUUUGCCAAAGAUUGUGGAAACAAGGAAAAAUGUAUCUCGGACCUCGCCCUGAAAGUAUCCACCACAGAAAAGGGCCUGCUUAUUGUCAGGUCCCACAACGAUAAGUUCAAUGUUAGUCUCACAGUCAAAAAUAAGAAGGACAGUGCCUAUAACACCAGAACCAUAGUGCACUAUUCUCCAAAUCUAAUUUUUUCAGGAAUUGAGGCUAUACAAAAAGACAGUUGUGAAUCCAAUCAUAAUCUCACAUGUAAAGUUGGAUAUCCUUUCCUGAGAAGAGGAGAAGAGGUUACUUUCAAAAUAUUAUUUCAGUUUAACACAUCUUAUCUCAUGGAAAAUGUGAUCAUUCAUUUAAGUGCAACAAGUGACAGUGAAGAACCUCCUGAAACCCUUUCUGAUAAUGAAGUAAACAUUUCUAUCCCAGUAAAAUAUGAAGUUGGACUUCAGUUUUACAGCUCUGCAAGCGAAUACCAUAUUUCAUUUGCAGCCAAUGAGACUGUCCCUGAAGUUAUUAAUUCUACUGAGGACAUUGGAGAUGAAAUUAAUAUCUUCUAUUUGAUUAGAAAGAGUGGACAUUUUCCAAUGCCAGAACUUAAACUGUCAAUUUCGUUUCCCAACUUGACAUCAAAUGGUUAUCCUGUGCUAUACCCAAGUGGAUGGUCGUCUUCUAAUAAUGCAAACUGCAGACCCAGUAGCCUUCAGGACCCUCUUGGUGUCAACUCUGGGAAGAAAACGAUUAUAUCCAAACCUGAAGAUCUCAAACGAGGCACAAUUCCGGACUGCAGUACGUGUAAAUUUGCUACCAUUACGUGUACAUUGAUUCCUUCUGACAUAAGCCAAGUGAAUGUUUCACUUAUCUUAUGGAAACCAACUUUUAUAAAAGCACGUUUUUCCAGCUUAAAUCUUACUGUAAGGGCAGACCUUCAGAGUGAAAAUACAUCACUGAUUUUAAGUACUGGCAAUCAAAAAAGAGAGUUUGCUAUUCAAAUAUCCAAAGAUGGACUGCCAGGCAGAGUGCCAUUAUGGGUCAUCCUAUUGAGUGCUUUUGCUGGAUUAUUGCUAUUAAUGCUGCUCAUAUUAGCACUGUGGAAGAUUGGAUUCUUCAAAAGACCACUAAAGAAGAAAAUGGAGAAAUGACAUAUUUUACAGGAGGAAGGAAAAAAAUAACAAUUAUUCGAUGAUCUAUCCUCAGGAUGCAACAGCUGUCUUCAUGAGGAAACACUGGCCUGUGAAGAGAAUGGUGUACUGUGUAUUGCUACUGUGAGGGUGUAACAUUGUUAACAGUGUGAAGAAUUGUAUCCAUUUGAUUAAAAAGAAAAAUAUUGUAUAUAAUAACUACUGCCCUGAAACCUGUAUCAUAUCCAAUAAAGUUUUCAGCAUGGUCUGACAUAA
Mirounga angustirostris (Northern elephant seal) is the source of this 3869-nucleotide messenger RNA. RefSeq names its product integrin subunit alpha 1 (gene ITGA1). NCBI's taxonomy places the organism in Eukaryota, Metazoa, Chordata, Mammalia, Carnivora, Phocidae. Gene Ontology annotation, biological process: cell adhesion mediated by integrin; cell-cell adhesion; integrin-mediated signaling pathway. The transcript has 30 exons. Gene Ontology annotation, molecular function: integrin binding. The coding region runs from base 75 to 3614 and encodes 1179 amino acids. Gene Ontology annotation, cellular component: external side of plasma membrane; integrin complex. The record is from RefSeq and is a predicted model, not a curated record.